AUGGAGGUUUUCUCAGGAGAUAAUGACGAAAACACAGACGACAUUCCGGGACGUAGGAAGUGGAAGCUGACGUCUCUGAAGACUCGUCUUCUUGGGAAGAGUCAGAUCUCCGGUGACGGAGCAGGGGCCAAGCUGAGCCACUCAGAGAGCGACAUCACUGCGGCGGAGGGUCUGGGGUCAGACGAGGACCUGGCCAGCAGCCAGGGGAUGAUCGGAUCGCGGACGCUGUCCCACGACAGCAUCUUCCUGUCCGACCCGGUGGAGACCGACGCUCAGCCGGCCAGAGUUCUGUCCCAGGAAAAUGUUCACAGCAAGAUCAAAGCCCUGCAGCUGAAGCUCCAGCAGCAGAAGAUGCACCUGGGCCCGCCGCCCUUGGUUCUGCCCAUCAGGCGCCCGGAGGGUGGGGAGGCCCAGGCGGAGGACAGGAAACCCCACAGCCCUCCUGGAGAGCCCGGAGCUGACGUCCCGCCGCAGGGAGGCCUCCUCAAGGAUUCCUUCCAGAUGAUGCCCCAGCCGGGCCCUGGUCCACUCUCCCCCUCCGUCAAGCCUCUGUCGCCGGCUCCGUCCCAUCCCGUCCCCCUCCCCGUCUUCUCCAAUCCCCCGUCUUCGUCGUCCUCCUCGUCUGUGGAGCCCCCGUUGGACUUCAGCUCUCCGGCUCACUUCACGGCCUGCCUGGACUCCUCCGCUGCCCGGCACCGCAUGCUGGUCAAACCCCGGAACCAGAGAGCCAGCAGCAAGAAGAAGCCGGCUGUGGUUCAGGCUUCAUCCGAACCAGAAACCAGGAACAGCACUGAUGUGUUUGAGUCUGUGAAGGAAGGCGAGCAGCAGCCGGACGCUCGGGACGAGGAGACGGCGGAGGGACACCAGGGGCGGGCGGACCCCUCUACCUCUCAGGAUCUCCCAUCUAAACCUGAGGAGGCGGCACCAGCAUCCAAACCGGCACAUUUCCCCCAGCAGGACGAUGUUCUUCCCUCUGUGGCCUCCCAGCUGCUUCGAGCGAAGCCUCACAGACCUGUGGACGUACGGCCCGGCGAGCGACCGCACUCCUCCUGCCUGGAGGCCGCAGCAGACGGAAAGAGAGACAGCGAGGUCCAGGAGUUUCCCCGCGAAAAACCGAACGCCGUCAGCAAACCGGGACUGGCCGAAGCCUCCUCCCACCCGCCGCCGGCUCCCCUCGGCUCUUCGUCUGGGUCCAGGUCCUCCGCUCUCAGGCAGGCCCCGGCCGAAGACGAGAGAACCAGAGGCAUCAGCAGACCUGCUCUGGGAUCCGGAUCCUUCCAUUUCUCCAUCACCACCGCCAGGAGCCGCGACGGAGAGCGCCCUCGCUCGGGAAGCUUUGUGGGAGUGAUGGAGCAGGUGGAGUCCUGGCAGAGGACGACCAGAGAACACGAGGAGAAGGCCACGAGGGAGAAGGAGGAACCUCGAGGCCUUCAGCCCCGGGGGGGGCUCUUCACCGCCGGGAGGGUAAAGCCGGACGGCGCGCCGCCAAAGAUCCCGGCCACUGCGUUGGACAAGAGGGACAGUCUGAAGAGAGUGGCUGCUAAAAACAUCGACACGGCCGAGGAGGCGGAGGCGACGACGAGCCAGGAGGUGGUGGAGGUGGCCGAGGAGGCCAGGGAGGUUCAGGAGGUUCAGGAGGAGGAAGGAAAGACGGCCUUCGGGGUUAAGCUGCGCUCCACAUCCCAGUCGAUCAGACAGCGGGCUGAUAGCUGUUCUCGGAAUCAGUCCAAGACGACGUUACCGGACGAUCAGUGCGACGCACAGAAGAGACAAGACACGAGCCAGUCUGUCCCUGGAAAGCUGCAGACGAACCGUUCGUCUUCAGCAUCCUCGUCUCGUGACCACAGACCAACAGAUCCAGACCCCCCGGGCCGGUCCGCUGCAGUGGAGGAUACCCCCAAAGAGCCGGAGCCUCAGCCCGCCCCGCAGGCUUCCUCCUCGGAGGUGUCCUGGAUGAGUAUGGCCAUGGAGAAGACCAGGAGCCUGCAGCAGCUCUUCACCAGCAGAUUCCCCAUGCAGACUGCAGGCCGGCCACAGGCGGCGCCGCCUGCCUCCAGCCUGACGGAGGCUGUGGCCGUCACACAGAGCGCAAACACACAGCAGCAUCCUGCAAGUCAGCCAGCGGCCGACCCUCAAAGCAGAGUUUCCAUCAGAGAGGACAGAGAGGCGGCCGUGCAGAGGGACAGCCCCUCACUGACUGCCAGACGGGUGGUCUGGACCGGGUCGGCGAGCGACAGGGCCGCUCUCCUGGAGAGACGGGCAGAGUGGAGAUCAGCGCCUGGACCCAAUGGGGUGGAACUCAGAAAAGCACAAACAGAAGUUCAGACGUCAGCUGAACUUCCUGUGGUGGCGAAAAUCCCUCCUUCAAGCAGAGACACGGUGCCUGAAGGGAGACCAGGGGUCACACUGAGAGAUUCAAGUCCAACCAAAAUCCCAGAAAAUCUUCGUGAGGACAAGUGGCCGAGGAAGAGUGUGGCUCAGACUUCGUCGCCAUCGUCCUCUCCCACCAUGCCAUCAGUGCUGCAGUCCAUGUCCGACAGCGGCCAGCCGUCCUGGAUGGAGCUGGCCAAGAGGAAGUCAAUGGCCUGGAGUGAUAAGACCAUGGACUGAACAGUGGACCUCAUCAGCGAGACGUGGUGGACAUGGAGACAGCAAUAUAAAAAAAUCCCUGCAUGGAAUCCCUGCCUUUUUUUAAAGUUUAUGUGAUUCAGUUUUUGUACAUUAUUGUGUGGAUGUUGUGUUUGUAAAUUGCUUGAGGAAAGAAAUCAGAGUAUAAUGAGAGUUUAAUAUAAUUCCUUUAACCAUUAUCACUUUGAGAAAAAAGGAUGUUUAUGAAUAACUUAUUAUGCAGUCCAGCAUUUCAUUGUUGGCUUAACAAAAAGG
Molecule: messenger RNA, 2883 nt
Organism: Salarias fasciatus (jewelled blenny)
Lineage: Eukaryota; Metazoa; Chordata; Actinopteri; Blenniiformes; Blenniidae
Gene: cracdla
Product: cracd like a
Exons: 10
Coding region: 1-2610 (869 amino acids)
Source: RefSeq, a predicted model, not a curated record